Perca flavescens (yellow perch) is the source of this 806-nucleotide messenger RNA. RefSeq lists its product as uncharacterized. The transcript has 4 exons. Lineage: Eukaryota; Metazoa; Chordata; Actinopteri; Perciformes; Percidae. The coding region runs from base 1 to 669 and encodes 222 amino acids. The record is from RefSeq and is a predicted model, not a curated record.
AUGGAGGACGAGACUGUCCAGAGUCUCCUGUCAGAGUUAGAUGGAGGGAGAGAGCUACACAUCACUUGUCUGACAGGAAGAGACAGCGCAGUGUGGUGUGAACAUAACUCAGCACAGUUCAGUCUGCUGCAGUCUCCUGUACACAUCGCCUUGGUAACAGCUUUACUCUGUUUGAUCUCUGUCUGUGUUUCUGAGUUCCACACUGUGGAGCUCCAGCCUGCUGAACAAGUCACACUGAUGUGCUCCAACUUCAGCAGCUUUACCGGGUUCAGACUGGACAGCAGACCCCACAUCAGCUGUAUCUCCUCCAUGUGGAGCUCUGAUUCAAAUACUUCACUCUACGAUGGAUUUCAAAAUGGAAAAUUUAACAUGACAUCCAACACCACUACCCUCUUCCUCAACAUCACCCAUGUGGAUUUAGCUGAGUCUGGACUUUAUUUCUGUGGAUUUUACUCAGAUGGAAAGCCAGUAAUUGUCACUGCAACAUAUCUAAAAGUUCAAGAAGAGUUUGAUGGAAUAACGAGCCUGACCACUGUGAUCUUCCUUGGUCUGAUUCUUUUCCUCGUUCCAGUCGUCAUUGGUCUGGUUGUUAAAAUCAGGAAAUUUCAUACAGGUACUUGUGUUUUUGUGUUAGUUGUAAAUGCAAAACUUUGUGUUAGAACAAUUUAGAGAUGAUGUUUUUGUCAUUUAGCUCAGAAAGAGGGACAGACAUGUUUGGUUUGAUUCAUCCUUUAAUGAUUCUGUUUUCUUACAAACUGACUGUUAAUAUGUUUCUUACAGAACCUGGUUUCCGUCAAAGAGUGAAA